CCGCUGCGUCACUGAAUUUCCAUCGAUGCUCCUUUUAUCGUGUUAUCAGACUAAAUGCGAGCCAACAGCUUCCGACGAGAUUAUCCUUCUCAAGGAGGAAACACUCGUAACUGCUGACGAAGACGAAACAAUGCGAUGGUGAUUUUCGCACGGUCGCGAUCAACAGGUUAAUUCUUCGCCAGCAAAAUCGAGGCGUUUGCUUUAAAGAAGAUCUCUUUCAAAGAAGAUCAACGAACCCCUUGCACGGCUACGAGGCAAUCAUCACCGAAAAGCGUCGACGCUGAACACGCGAGAGAGGCAAAGAAACCAAGCUGAGAUGAGAAUCCAAUCUGCAGCGAAAGGUUCACCCGUGUCUCAGAGAGAACCGAAGGUGAUCGAGAAGAACGAAAAAUCCUACGUUUCAUCGUCGCUGCGGGAGUACAAUGAACCGAGGAGAAGUUGGUCCCUUCCCUCGGUAGAUUGAAAUAGGGACGAUCUAGGACACGAUCAAAAGAAGAGGAAACGGUCAAGUCAGCGAGGGAAGUUACGUUUACGAGAUGGCGACGAGUAGUCCCGGACAAUCGAUACAUCUAAAAUCUCCGCGUAGUCCCCGUCAGUUGCCGCAAUUGCCAACGAUUCCAAUCGGUGGUCAGAGAAGCCCCACGCAGCUCUCUGUGACCAAAUCGCCUUGUACGCCGCUGGUCUUUGAGUUUCCGCCAGAGUGCUAUCCAGAGACGCCCAACGCGAACUUUGACUUCGAGAAGUUUGCCUGUGGCAAUCAGCCCGAAUGCCCGCUCAGAAGCCCGAGCCACUAUGUCCGUCAAGGAUGCAGAAGUCCCAAGAGCCCGAAUCGGGACCUGUUGCACUCUCCAGGCAGAAAAUCCCCGAUAUUUCAAUUCUGCGAGGCAAGGAAGAGCCUGGGGAAGACUAUGAGCUAUCCACCGAAGAGUCCAAUCUCCGGGCCACCUAUGCCACCGAAGAGGUCACCCAGUUCGUCGAGCUUUGGAUCCAAGAGUCCAAAGCCUUUUGAUCAUCGAAGGAAUUCCUGCUUCGGGUUGAGCGGAUCGAAGAGCCCCGUGUCUCCGACGAUCGUCACUCCGUUGUCUCACGGGGUGUCUACCCCGAAGCACUCCGAGGUGAGCCUCGACCACCAGUCGCAGAACAAUGUUAGUUACAAGAACUGUGGAUCGAUGGGCUCAUCGGCGGAAGGGUUGCUCAAGGAGAAGAGCGACAGUCCGAGCGAUAAGAAGAAUUCCAAGAGGACCAGCCACUUUAAUCGAAGCCAGGGCUGCCUGGACGAGGUUGAGAAGAAUCAGAGGAAAGACGACGAUCUCGGUUACGGGAGAAACGAGAGGAAUAUCGCGAGGAGAUCAACCAGCGAUCUAACGGAGAUCGAGGAUGCGGAUACGGAAGUGACUCUGCUGUCCAGUCCUAGGAGAAGAGGCUCGAUGAAGGGCGGUCUUGCCUACCUGGCGUCCAGACGUGGCUCCCGUGACAGUCAAUGCUCCAAUUUGUCGAACGUCAGCAACGAGGACGUGGGUCCGUUGAAUUUCAGCGCGCAUCCCCGCGGCAGACAGCGGAGAACAUCAAACUUCCUUGAGCUACCAGUGCCAGAUCACAUCAGACCACGCGUACACAGUUUACCAGAAAAAGCAUACAACCCGAGAGCCGGUGACGAUCUCUAUCGACUUCGGGCGUUCAGCAUCACCCAUAAAGGCGUCGUUAAUCGGGGCGAUUCGAUUAUUUCGAGACACAGCAGGAGCAACACUUCCGUCAACAGUAGCAGAAACAGCAAUGUGUCGGGGGAAAGAUCGCCGUUCGAGGGUUCGUGUUGCAGCGGACAAGGGGUUGCCGCGGACAGCACAGAAAGCGACGAGAUCGAGGAAGAGAUCCCAAAGUAUCGAGUUGUUUUGCUCGGUGAUUCCGGUGUCGGGAAAACCGCGCUGGUCUCGCAGUUCAUGACCAGCGAGUACAUGAACACGUACGACGCCAGUUUGGACGACGAGUUUGGAGAGAAGACAGUGUCGAUUCUACUUGACGGAGAGGAGUCGGAAAUGGUGUUCAUCGACCAUCCUCACGUGGAGAUGAGCGUGGAGAACUCUUUGUCGACGUACGAGCCCCACGCCUGCAUCGUCGUCUACUCUAUCGUGUCCCCGACGAGCUUCGAGGUAGCCGGGGAGAUAUUGCAUUACUUGUGGAGGGAGCACUACACCCAAGAACGAACCGUUAUCGUCGUUGGCAAUAAGUCCGACCUCGCGAGAAGUCGCACAAUCUCGUCCAACAAGGGAAAGCUGCUGGCGACGUCGAGGGAAUGCAAGUUCAUCGAAACGUCCAGCGGUAUGCAGCACAACGUGGACGAACUUCUGGUGGGUGUCCUGAAGCAGAUUCGGCUUCGCGAGAUGCGCGACAAGAAGCUGAAACGUCAGGGCAGCAAGGGAAAGAUUCUAUCGAAACUUCAUGGCAGCAAGACAGCUGUCAGUUUGAACCUUGCCAGGGAAAUACUGAACAAGAUUUGUAUGAACGACAGCAAGAGCAAGAGCUGCGAGAAUCUGCAUGUGCUCUAAGGACAUCGUGCAGCGGUGAUGAUCGAUUUCCUCUGAGUCGAAUAAAUCUCGAAUCGUUGUAGAUGUUUA
Messenger RNA from Hylaeus volcanicus, 2612 nucleotides. RefSeq lists its product as uncharacterized. The transcript has 8 exons. The record is from RefSeq and is a predicted model, not a curated record. Gene Ontology annotation, cellular component: plasma membrane. Bases 537 to 2543 code for a protein of 668 amino acids. NCBI's taxonomy places the organism in Eukaryota, Metazoa, Arthropoda, Insecta, Hymenoptera, Colletidae. Gene Ontology annotation, molecular function: calcium channel regulator activity; GTPase activity; GTP binding.